Messenger RNA from Ascoidea rubescens DSM 1968, 2565 nucleotides. RefSeq lists its product as uncharacterized. Bases 76 to 2565 code for a protein of 829 amino acids. Gene Ontology annotation, molecular function: nucleic acid binding. The transcript has 3 exons. NCBI's taxonomy places the organism in Eukaryota, Fungi, Ascomycota, Saccharomycetes, Ascoideales, Ascoideaceae. The record is from RefSeq and is a predicted model, not a curated record.
CACACCUAGCCAUUGACAGCAAUAUUCCCGAUUUAUCGUAUAAUAUCGAUAGUGGAGAGCAACAAUAAUUGUCCAAUGCCUCAAAACAUUGAGCCAAACAUUACAAUUGAUUUGUUAAACGAAGAUGCCAUUUUGAACAUUGAUAAGGAAGAAUUAAUUAAAAUAUCUUUAAGAAUCAGAUCAAAUGCUGCAUACUCAUUUUAUAGGUCAAAUUCACAGUCUUAUAGAAUAAAGGAUGUGGCUAGAAUGUAUGAUAUAAAUUAUAGAACGUUUUUAAAGAAGUUUGCAAAAGCUAGAAAGACUGCAAUUGAAACAACACCCCAGCAUUCAAAUAUUAACAAUAAUGAAACCAUAUAUGAUGAAACAAAUGCCAGCGAAAUAGAUAUAAUUCCUGAGCCAGCUGCAAUUGAAAAUGAAAAUGAAAAUGAAAAUGAAAAUGAAAAUGAAAAUGAGAAUGAGAAUGAAACAAAUGAUACUGAACUUGAUCGAAAUUACAUCUCUAUUGAAAAUAUCGAUAACAAUAACAAUAAUAAUUGCUCUAUAAAUAAGAUCGAAAAUUGUUUAACAAGAGACAUUUCAGUUAAUGAAACUAUUAAUAUCAACAAUGAAAAACUUUCAAAAAAAGUUAGUUCAAUAGAAUCAUCUAAAACAACCAAGAAUAAUGAUAAUUCUUCCAAAAACAAUAGUAACCAAUCAACCAACUCACUCGAUAAAUCAAAUUUUACAGAUUUAAAUAUUCAAAAUGAAAAAAUUAUCUUGUCCCACAAUCCUUUACAAUCCUUAUAUGAACAUCGUGCUAAAGAACUUUUAUUAUCUAAUACACAAAAUAAUCAUAUUCAACUAAAAUCCCACACACAGUCAGUUGAUAAAGAUUUAAAAAAUCAAUCCACUCUUUCAUCAAAUAGAAAUAAAGAAAAUACAACAAAUCACAAUUCAUUGAUAUCUAGCAAUGAUGAAAAAAUAAUCAUUAAAACAUUAAGAGCCUUUUUUGAACUCAAUACUCCCAUCACAAAAAAUAUUUACAUGAAAUUGAUUCAAGCAAUUAUAUAUAAACGUCGUUCAGAAUAUGGGAGAUUCAAUUCUAAAAAUAUAAAGUUCAAAUCAAAACUUGCAAGUUACCGACAAUUUCCCCCAGCUUCUUUCAGAGAUAUUAAAUUUUCAGAUAAAUGGUUUCAAAGAUUUGUAAAACGAAAUUCAAUAAAAUGUCAAAAAUACUCUUCAUCCAACACAAAAUAUGGCCACUAUUCGAUACUAGCGUCUGAAGUGAAAAAAAAUCUAAUAAAAUUUAAAUCACUAAUUGAUAAAUACAAAAUUGAAGAGCCAUGUAUUUGGAGUGUGAACAAAAAAAUAAUAUUUCAAAGUGAUAUUCACUAUUGUUUAAUGAAUAAAUAUAAUGAUAAUUCCCUCGAGACUUCAAAUGGCGACCCAAUUACUUUUUUAGAAGCCAUUAGCUGUUCCGGUGAAAAAAUUCCACCAAUGGUCAUAAUGAAAAUUAACUCAAUUGAAAAAUCAUUUAAUCACUUUUUCAGUGAUACAAAAGAAUUAUUUUUGCCAGGCUGGUUUUUUACAAAUCUGGCUUCUGGCUUUAUAAAUCAGCUUUUGCUUAACAAUUAUAUGGAACAUUUUAACCAAAAAAUUUCUAAAUAUUGUACCGAAUCAAAUCCUUAUAGACUUGUUAUUAUUAACAGCAAUUUACUUUAUCAAAACAGUUUUACUUCAGAUUAUUUUGAACAACACAAAAUUAAAGUUCUUUCAUUGCCCUUUAAUUGUAGUAGUGCAAUACAGCCAAUCGAUCAUUGUUUUUUUAGAAAUUAUAACCAACGUUAUCAAUAUUACAAGUCAUUAAUCGAUUAUUGUUUUUUUAAUAUUUUUUUCACUGAUUUAUCUAUUUUUAAAAAUGAUGAUAAUCAAAAUGAUAAUAAAUCCAACAUGAAUAUUACUUCAUCUAGUCAUUUGAAAACAACAGAUUUUAAUAAAUUAAGUGAUAGUAAUAACUUUCUCUUAAAAAAUAGUUAUAAUGAACCAUUAAAUGAAAUAGAUAUUGGAUUAGAAUUCAAACUAGUCAACUUUAUGAUUGGCGGGAAGGGUCCAAUUGAUUUUGAUGAAUCAGAUUUAGAUAAUCAUAAAUCAAAUAUGAACAUAAGGUUUUCAAUCGAUGAGUUUGAUUAUCCCAAUGAAAUUGGUCAAGAUUCUGAAAAUAACAAUAACAAUAACAAUAACAAUAAUAAUAGUAAUAAUAAUAAUUAUGGAAUUGCUCCAAAUAUUGCAUUCGCUUCUCAAAGAUCAAAUUUAAUUAAGGAAUCAUUUGAAAAAUGUGGAUUCUGCUACAAUUAUUUAGUUGCAAAUUGCUUAAAACGAUUUCUUGAAAAGAAUGAAAUCAUUGAAAUUGAUGGAUUAUCAAACACUGACCUAAAACAAAUAAGUAUCUUGAUCCAUCCUUGUUUGGGGUUACCUUAUAAUGGCAAUAAAAACUUUGACAUAUACUAUUUAAAAAAUUCUAAACAAUUAGAGGAAAAUGAAAAUAAAAAUGAAAAUAAGAUAAAGAAAUCAGUUAUUAAUUCUUAG